AUGGCGGCCGCCAACGACAAUGAUAAAUCCAAUGGUGCUACUAUGAGAUUUGUCGACAUUGGUGCCAAUUUACUGGACGACCGCUACAUGGGGGAAUACAAUGGGAAACUACGACACGACCCCGAUUACGAAGAUGUCCUACAACGAUCUGUGGAAGCGGGAAUCACACACUUGAUCUUGACGGCGGGUACCUUGCGAGAAAGUCGUCGGGCGUUGGCAUUGGUUCGUGAACUGCGACAAAAGUGGGAGGAAUACAACAAGAAUAACAAUAAUGAUAGUAGCGAUGGUGGUGGUGGUGGUGGUGGUGUACUGCACUUUGGUUGUACGAUUGGAGUGCAUCCCACACGAUGCCAACAAGAGUUUGUGGAUCGAUGUGAUCCGGAAUACAAAGACGAGGAUGCAAAUGAUGACAUGAAUCUACCACCUCAUCCCAAUGAUCCUCAGCAAGUCUUGGAGGAACUCAAAGCACUCGCUGUAGAAGGCCAAAAGGAUCAAAGUGUCUGGGCCAUUGGGGAAUUUGGGCUGGAUUAUGAUCGACUCGAGUUCUGUUCCAAGGAGAUUCAACAAGAGUACUUUCAAAAGCAGUUACAGACUUUUCAGUCGGCUCCUGAGCUCCAAGAUUUGCCAUUCUUUUUGCACAAUCGCAAUGUGGGCCGAGACUUGGCGGAAAUACUACGGAGCCACAACACAAAAGGUGAAACAACUAGCGUUGGUUGCAAAGGUGUCGUGCAUUCUUUUGAUGGAAGCAUCGAGCUGGCCAAUGAAUUUAUUGAAAUGGGUCUCUACAUUGGAUUGAAUGGAUGUUCCUUGAAAACAGAAGAAAAUCUACAAGUGGUCCAGCAAAUUCCCUUGGACAAGAUUCUGUUGGAAACGGAUUGCCCCUAUUGUGACGUCAAGGCGACCCAUGCUGGCUAUUCAUUUGUCAAGACCAAGUGGGAAUCCAAGAAUUACAAAAAGUAUGAAAAGGGCAAAAUGGUCAAGGGGCGCAACGAACCCUGCCAAAUUGUCCAAGUUGCCGAAGUGAUUGCCGGUGUCAAAGACGUCUCGGUGGAAACGGUCGCAGACGCAUGCUAUGCCAAUUCCAUGGCAUUGUAUGGCUUUUGA
Molecule: messenger RNA, 1104 nt
Organism: Cylindrotheca closterium
Lineage: Eukaryota; Bacillariophyta; Bacillariophyceae; Bacillariales; Bacillariaceae
Source: the annotation of a GenBank genome assembly